GAAAGGAUGGCACCGGAGGUCCUGUGAGAUCGCUGCCGUUUCCUGUGCGUUAUUACACUGGUUCAGUCUGCGCAGAAGUUUGAACUUCCCUCGCUACACGACUUGCUUGACACUGACAUAUCUCGGGGAUUUGGUUCAGUCGAUUUGAGGCAUCAGCGCGCGCCGGUGCGGUACCUGGGUACCGGUCCGUGGUGCUGAAAGAAUCAUGCUGUUUCGGUUCGGGCUCGCGCAUCUCGGUUUGUGGAACUGCGCCUGACUUUAUUCAUAAUCGGCACCUGUAUUACCGGAUCAGAACAAUUUAGGAGAAAAUCGUUAACCUUGUUUUAAUUUAAUUGGGAUUUUGGAAACUAAUUUUUUUAUAUAUAAAAGAAAGAUUUCUCAAGAAGAGGAUAAAUCCAUUCAGCUCAUUUCCUCCAUUAAAAGUCGAUCCAGACGCAGGACACUUUGUUCAUCACCUGAUGCACAAAUGCUCGUGUGAAAGCUCUGCUCUGUUUCUCUCUCUCCUCGCUGUGUUUACUGUACAAUGGAAGUGCCAACAAACGGCUCAAGUUUUGGGAUCGACUCUUUGCUCUCACACAGACCCACAAGUCCGCGCGUCUCCACAGCACGCGCCUUAACGGGAGACUGUCGCUCUCCGGCCUCAAGCCCGCGUUCGGAAAUGGACAGUGACUGCUCGUCUCCACCGUCCCCGAGGCGAGAGUCUGACCCUGGGUCUCCGUUAGUGAUGUCUCAACCGAGGACAGUGACCUCUUCUUUUUUAAUCCGGGACAUUCUGGCGGACUGCAGGCCGCUCGCCGCGUGCGCGCCGUACAGCAACAGCGGAGACUCAGCGCGCGAGACCGAGGACUACACUGACAGACUGCACAGCAACUCAUCAUCGGAUAGCGAAUACCGGGCCAAAGAUGAGCCAGAAAGAGAAAUCUCCAGCAGCAGAGAGAGUCCAUCCUCAAGGCUGAAGAAACCCCGCAAAGCACGCACGGCCUUCACUGACCACCAGCUCGCGCAGCUCGAGCGCAGCUUUGAGCGCCAGAAAUACCUGAGUGUGCAGGACCGCAUGGAGCUCGCGGCCUCUCUCAACCUCACCGACACACAGGUCAAGACCUGGUACCAGAACCGCAGGACAAAAUGGAAGCGACAGACGGCAGUUGGUUUGGAGCUCCUCGCCGAAGCAGGAAACUACUCUGCUCUUCAGAGAAUGUUCCCGUCGCCAUAUUUUUACCCACAGAGCCUAGUGUCCAGUUUGGACCCAGGAGCAGGACUGUAUUUAUACAGAGGACCCACUGCGGCACCUCCAGCUCUCCAGAGGCCGCUCGUACCCAGGGUUCUGCUGCAGGGUGGAGCCGAGCCCCAGCUGUCCCCGCAUCUGUCCACGCACAUGUCCCCGCUCUCUGCCGCGCUACCUAGACCCACACCGCAGCGGUGAACGGCUCAGGAUCCUCAGGAAGGACAAAAGUGAGCCGCGGGUUACAGCUGAGCAACAGCAGGACGCGUAAUGGUGGACGUGCACAAGAACGUUUUCUGAAAUGAAUCCACUGGGCAAAGUUGUUUUGCAAAAAGUUUGUAUAAACUUCUAUCAGAGGUGAAAUGAAGUCUUUUUCACUGGCUGCUGAAGCCGCGCGCCGAUUCUGAACAGAAAUGCGGCUAUAAAGGCAGAACUGAAGGUCCGACAAACCAAAUAUUUCAGAUUUCAGCUGUCUGAUUACCAGAAACUGUCAGCCAAAUAAUUCAAAAAUAACAAAAAGCAAGCUAUAGUAAUAGGAAUGUGUACAUAAUAAUAAUAAUAAUAAUAAUAAUAAUAAUAAUAAUAAUAAUAAUAAUAGGACAAUCCAUUACAUUAAUAAAUUUAUACAUUUUUAUGAAUUAAAUUAUACAUAUUACUCCCCCCAUACUAAUGAAUUUGCGACAUUCUGCCACAUACAUUCCUUAUUAUUAUUAUUAUUAUUAUUAUUAUUAUUAUUAUUAUCUCUUUUAAAUUAUUUUUGUUCGGGGGCUACCUGCUAUAAAGAUGCCUCUGAUGGCAUAAUAAUUUGAAAAUUGUUUGUCACUGUGUCGUGGAUAUAUCAGUAGUUUAUAAACAGUUUUGUUGAUGACGCCAAAAGUUUUUUUUUCUAAUAAAAAAUAUAAAUAAAAUUAUAUGGUAAAUGAUACUCGGGAUACUUCGAGUUAUUAUUUGUGAAUAUCAUGUUUACGUGUGUGU
This is a messenger RNA of Hemibagrus wyckioides, 2197 nucleotides long. RefSeq names its product BarH-like homeobox 1a (gene barhl1a). Gene Ontology annotation, cellular component: nucleus. Bases 524 to 1423 code for a protein of 299 amino acids. NCBI's taxonomy places the organism in Eukaryota, Metazoa, Chordata, Actinopteri, Siluriformes, Bagridae. The transcript is spliced from 3 exons. The record is from RefSeq and is a predicted model, not a curated record. Gene Ontology annotation, molecular function: RNA polymerase II cis-regulatory region sequence-specific DNA binding; DNA-binding transcription factor activity, RNA polymerase II-specific. Gene Ontology annotation, biological process: regulation of transcription by RNA polymerase II; cell differentiation.